Molecule: messenger RNA, 6570 nt
Organism: Empidonax traillii (willow flycatcher)
Lineage: Eukaryota; Metazoa; Chordata; Aves; Passeriformes; Tyrannidae
Product: monocarboxylate transporter 2-like
Exons: 5
Coding region: 349-1791 (480 amino acids)
Biological process (GO): monocarboxylic acid transport; transmembrane transport
Cellular component (GO): membrane
Molecular function (GO): monocarboxylic acid transmembrane transporter activity
Source: RefSeq, a predicted model, not a curated record
CCGGGCCGGGCGCCGCGCCCCCGCCGGCCCCGCGGAGCCGGGUUGGGCAGCCCGAGAGGCGUCUCCUCCGCAGCCCCCGCCCCCCCGCGCCGGUGCUGAAGCGUCUCGGCCGCUCCCCGGCAGCACUCCCGGGACAGGGGCGCCCCGUCGGCCCCUCAGCAGCAUCCAGGCCUCCCUCCCUGCCGCCCGGCCCGGGCUCUCCCGCUGCCGAGGGCACCUCAUGGAAAAUAAAUAAAUUAAUUCCCCCACUCGCACCCGCGGCAGGGAGAGGAGCCGGCGGCGGCCGCGAGAUUAGAUCCAGCCCGAGCUAGAGACCAGCCUAGUUGGAGAAGAGAGAGAGACCAAAAAAUGCCACCAACAACAGGAACGCCAGAUUACCCGCCUCCUGAUGGAGGCUGGGGAUGGGUUGUGGUCUUUGGGGCUUUUAUCUCCAUUGGAUUUUCCUAUGCAUUCCCCAAAGCCAUCACAGUGUUCUUCAAAGAAAUACAAGAAAUCUUCCACACAUCUUAUAGUGAGAUAGCUUGGAUAUCAUCGAUAAUGUUGGCUGUCAUGUAUGCAGGAGGUCCUAUAAGCAGCAUUUUGGUGAAUAAGUAUGGUAGCCGGCCUGUGAUGAUAGCAGGUGGUAUCCUGUGUUCAUUUGGAAUGAUUGCAAGCUCUUUCUGCAACAGCGUCCUUGAACUAUAUAUAUGUAUUGGUGUGGUUGGAGGUCUGGGUUUAGCAUUCAACUUACAGCCUGCCUUAACCAUGAUUGGCAAGUAUUUCUAUAAGAAGCGUCCCAUUGCUAACGGAUUGGCCAUGGCUGGAAGUCCAGUGUUCCUGAGCACAUUGGCACCUCUCAAUCAAUUCCUCUUUAAUGCUUUUGGCUGGAAAGGAAGCUUUCUUAUUCUGGGAGGACUUCUUCUGAACUGCUGUGUGGCUGGGUCACUUAUGAGACCUGUUGGACCGAAAAAAGUCCCAACUGUGAAAAAAGAUGUUGAAAAAGGCACAGGAGAUUCUGCCUUGCACAAAAACAACAAGAAGUCUUGUUGGCAAACUAUGAAUAAGUAUCUAGAUCUGUCCCUCUUCAAACACAGAGGGUUUCUGAUCUAUUUGUCAGGAAAUGUCAUUAUGUUCACUGGUUUCUUUGCUCCAAUAGUAUUCUUGGCUCCUUAUGCCAAGCAUAAGGGAAUUGAUGAAUAUUCUGCUGCUUUUUUGCUAUCUAUCUUAGCCUUUGUAGACAUGUUUGCUAGGCCUUCAAUGGGACUCCUGGCAAACUCCAGGUUUAUCCGGCCAAAGAUUCAGUAUUUUUUUAGUUUUGCUGUCUUGUACAAUGGAGUCUGUCAUAUCUUGUGCCCUCUGGCAACGAAUUACACUGGCUUGGUGAUAUAUGCUGUAUUUUUUGGGUUUGCAUUUGGAAUGGUUAGCAGCGUUCUUUUUGAGACAUUGAUGGACCUCGUUGGGGCUUCCAGAUUUUCCAGUGCGGUUGGACUUGUCACUAUUGUGGAAUGUUGUCCUGUGCUCAUAGGCCCUCCUCUAGGAGGUUGGUUAGUAGAUGUUACUAAUGAAUAUCAGUACAUGUAUUUUGUCUGCGGAGUGAUUGUGACUGUGGCCAGUAUCUGGUUGUUCAUUGGCAAUGCCAUCAACUACAGGCUUUUGGCAAAAGAAAAGAAGCUAGAAGAUGAGAAGCAAAAAGCUCAGAAGAAUGCUGACUCAAAGGAAGUGGAACCAUUAACAAACAAUGAGAAUGAAGAUGCUUCCAGCAGAGCCGACAAAGCUCUUGAAGAUCCCUCAGAAAGAGAAACCAAUAUUUAAUCUGCAUUAUAGCUCAGAAGACUUCCAUUAGGAAUCAAGGCACAGACCAAGUUUCGUGGUAAUAAUGAUCAGUCACAAUAUUGGAUGGGAACAGAUUUUUGCCCCAUGGCAAAACUUUAAGUCAAAUUGCUAUCUACAGUCUAUUUAUUUCAGCGACACAAAAUUAAGAUUACAGAGGUAGUGAUCCCAUGCAAGGGAAUCCAUCAGACUUUGAUUCUGGACAAUCAAGAGUCAGGUAAACCAGACUAUAAAGCCUUCCAAUUACAAAAAUAUUUGUUUCAAAAGUAUAUCUAAUACAAAAGUAUCUCCUACUCUUAUUUGGGAAGAUACUUGCAUUCAUCUUUAGAGUAUGGUUAAAGUCUGUUGAAAUAAUCUACCCAAACUCUACUUACCGCUAAUAUUAAAGAGAAUAUAAAUUCAAAGAUUUGUUGCAAAAGAGACCAAGUACCUGACUGAAGCACACAGAAACUUUUUUUGUAUUUUGUAUUCCCACUAGAUAAAAAAUACGUCUAUAUAAACAAUUAUAAUAUGGAUGUAAAAAUUAAGAGUAGAAGAUGAACAAUUGGUGGGCACCAUCUCUAAAAAACAAUAAACAGCUGAUUUAUAAUAUAUUCCAGAAGUAGUUUCCUCCUGUGACAGCUGAUGACAUUGUACUUCAGCAUACACAUUUGAACAAAAAAUACAUUCAGACCUCACUAAUUCAAACUAAGCUAAAAUCUGCCUGUACAUAAAAGAUUUAAACCCAAGAUUUGCAUUGCUAACAAGUGUGGCAAUUAGUUUGAUUAUGCAUUCCUGUGUGGCUGAAUGAUUUGGAUCAGACUGUGAAGCCUUUUUCCUAAAAGGACUAGACUGAGAAUCUGCUGAAGUUAAAAGGAUACUAACCUUUGGCUUUUGUGGCGCAAAUCAGUUUCGUGGCAAUGACUUCAAAGUAAAUGCUUGGCUUUAUUGGCAAGUCAUUAGUUGUUUGAUGGUUUUCUGAGAGGAGAUUUAAGGUCUAACUUCAGGUCUUUGCAGAUAGAUAUCUUCAUACCAGUUCUCACCUCCCUUUCACAUGAAUUUGGUGAAAAGCUACUUCUUUUUUUUUUUUGUGUAAUGCUGCUUUGAGCAAAAAUGCUGCAAGGCACCUUGACAAUGCCAGUCUGGAAGCUUUGUGCAGGCAGCUUUGUCUGAAAGCUUUGACAUAUCGGUUUUGUGCAGGAUAUUUAGUCUUGUGUCUACAAUUUCACACAGACACUCUCAUAAAUUAAAAUGUACACAAUUGUCCUCCUCCUUUAGACAAAAGAAAGCAUAAGUCUACAGUUUUACUUUACAGAAAUCAUUUAGCAUUGCAUUUGAAAGCUAAAAGUGCAAGCUUCGGACGGUAAUAAGUGAAAAUAUUUCUGUUGUAUUUCUAGGUAAGGAAAGGUGCUAUUUGUUUCUGAGGCAUAUAAAUGCCUCAGAAAUUGUGAAAAUUAAGGGUCUGAUUCAUAAAAUAUUUAUGCACCAUUAAUGCAGGAUAAACCGACAUUCAAUUACAGGAAAAGAAUAUUAUUCCUUUUAGUCCUCUUCUAAAUCUCAAAAAGUUGGAAAUACAGUGCACAGAGACCUAGCUGUAAUAAACACACUUUGAAGUGCCAAUAACAGAAGAAAAAAAGUAAUAGUAAAAUCUAGCAGAGUGCUUUUAGGAAGUUAUUUCUUAAUAUUAAUAAUGUUAUUAUGUUCAAUAUGAUUCUUUUAAUUUUUCUUGCAAAAAUUUUGGUUUUGCUUAUUUCAGUUUUUCUGCAUUAUCAUCUCAUAUAUUAUGAUGUUCCACAGUAGUGCUGAACUUUUUAAUUAUGUCAGCACUGUUUUGAGGGAGAAGCAUCACAAAUCUACUCUCAGCAUGGUACGGAAUUUAAUAACUACUUUUUACCGAAUUAUAUUCAGGAAAACCAGACAUCUCCAGCAAGUCGUGUAGUUUUAUAGAAUUAUCAGCAACAAAAUAUAAGGAUUUCAGAGUUUUGGGAGAAAAUAUGUUUUGUAUGUUCAGAUUUGAGCAGUGUUCUGUGUAAAGGAGAAUGAUUUAGUCCCAGUAAAAUUAUAAUUCUUCUCCCAGCCCCCAGCUUCAGAGAGGAAAUAAAUACUUGGAACCUUAGCCCUGCCAGUACCCCAUGAGAUAAAAGCAUUGCUCUCUUUUUUGACUAUUCAAACAUACCGAGUGAAUUCCAGGACCUGUGGAGACCCUGAGUGCCCACAGCCAGAGUGUGAUGAGGGCUUUCAUAGACACAAACAUUUCAUACAGUGAGGAAUAUCAGUUAUAAAUACUGUAUUGCAAAAGAAGAACUGAAAUUUUAGCUAAAGAGUAGUCAUCGGGAACAUCAGUCUGCUCUUAACAGCAACUGUUAGAAAGGCAGAGAUUAUUUGAAAAGAGAUUAAUACAGAGACUGAAUGAAAAUGUCUGGGGCAAAUUUGUAGGUGCUUAUUAUCUCUUUGCAAAAAACAGCAUGAUUAAGAAUACGGGGUAGAAGACAACAAGUGUCAGCUUUUAAAGGUUGUUAAAUGUUGCUGUUGCCAAGUAAAAAUGAUGAUAAAAAUGUCUCUCAGGAAGUAUGCAGGCAACUUGCCUAUUCUAUGCAGGAUCUCAGAAUACAAUACAACAUGGCAUAGGAAAUACGGGAAAAACAAAGUUCCUUGAGCCACAGACACACCUGACCACCAGUAACAAAAAUUAUGUUACUAUCUCGGAGGAAUUAAAAAUUUCUAUAAACCCUCUACAGAGAUGCUACUCUUUCAUCUCUGGUAAAGUGUGUUAAAAAAUAAUAGGAAUGAAAGAGCUGCUUUACCACCACUCACCAAUGUCCAAUUUUUAAUCCUAUAAGGCUAAAUGAUGCAGCAGGCAACUGGAGCAGUAUAAAUUAGGAAGACUCAAGUGAAACAUUUACUUAACGCCUCUUUCAUUACUUUUCCUCUUAACACUAACAACAGAAUAAAAACCAUCAGCAUACUCUUGAUAUUACUGAAUAUUAAAGAAGGUAAAAUCCAGAGAUGAAUGAAGAAAAUUGGAACCAUAUCUAUGCAAAAACUGCCUGCAAUUAAAAACCCAUGUCUUCCAAAUAACACGUCUGUUGGGGGCAACUGCCUCAUAGUAGAGGUAGGUCAUAUUUCUAAAAAUAAUUAUAAUAAUAAAUUGCCUUGAAUCAACUAUAUACUGAGCAACAAAGUAUCAAAAUUAGUAUAACUUGCCUUCAAAGCCCUGAAUAUCACUCUUACUUGCACUGACCUGUAAUUUAUACUGUAAAUCACUUGAUCAUUACAUUUCUGCUUUUAUGAUUAGACCUGAGUAUACACACCAUCUCUCUAAAUUUCCCUGGUUUCUUUUAAUUACCUCACCCUCAGUCUGAACCACUGCAGAGUCAGGACUAAGAGACUCCCCCGCCCAGUGAUGAAGAAAUAUACUCAAACUUCAAGACAUACCACAUGCAUCUGUUAAUGCACUAUAAAAAUCUGGAGUCUCUGUCAAUCAGUGCAAGCAAAUCCUUAAUUGGUCUUAUUCUCAUCUGUACUCAUGUAUAGCUCAUUCUUUUCUCUGCCCCAAUAUGACUAAGCCUAAUUAUCCUCUUGCUCUUAUUUGAUCAAUCUAGAAAAGAUAAUACCAACAUUUUAAAAUUAGUAGGAAAGUGGAUAACAUCAAUAACACUUUUUUCCCAUUUAACAUCAAGGUUAAAUUUCAAGUUGUUUUAGAGAACACAUCCAGAUACUUUUCUCUCUUUAGUGUUUUGAUGUAGAACUCUCUACUAGCUGAAGGGUUCUGUAUUGCCCUUUCCAACUCCAGAGAAAGACUUCGCAAUAUUAAUUUUCCAUAUUAUUUCAGGAACAUAUAAAAAUUUCAUCCCUCCCACCUUUUUGCAUUGAACUAUGCUUACAGUUGCUGUCAGUUCUGUAUUUCCAUUUGGAAGUUCAAAAAAGCAUAUUUUUAUAUGAAAUCCUGUAGCAUAAGUAGUCAGACUACAAUGCUUUUAUUUCAGGAGUGUGACUUGUGAACUGUUUUGAAAGAGCUAGGGAAAAUCUGACUUCAUGUUCAGAUUUUUUAAGUGAUACUGUCCUUAUGAGAGGAAGUUCUACUUACUGCUGAAGUGAAUGGCAGCAAUUUCACUGAUAUUGUGAUUCAAAAUUCAUGUGACUCUUAAUGGUCGCUUUGCAUAUCAGCACCUACUGUACUUAAAAACAUUUGUCAAUAUGUACAUGAUUUUUCCUCUCCGAGAAUUCUUUUUCCUCCUGAAAGUUUCCCACCUCCACCACCUCACCAUAUUCUCCAUUUUGAUGUAACACAAAGAAUUUGGACCGGGAAUGUAGUCACUUAUCUUUAAUGCUUUCUUGUAAUUGUUUUCCCUGAAAUGCCACAUUUGCCAUGCUGCCAAAUGCAAUGUUUUUCACUUGCUACUUUCAGGUCUGGUUUUGAGUAUUAGUCGAGAGGUAUUACUAAGAUAGAGAAAAAGCUACAGAUACCACAUAAAGCCAGAUUUGGGGCAGCUAUCAGGAUUUCACUAAACAAAGCCAUUGACUGCUUUUAUAGAUUAACAUGCUAUAACUGACGCUGACAAUUUUGCUUAUAAAAAAACUGAAUCAGGCAACUUUUGUUAGUUUAUCUAUAGAUGACUAUUUUUCUACUCACAGAGAGGAAUAUAAAGGGAAUUUUAAAAUAAUUAUUUUCAGAGAUAGCAUAUCAGUUUUAACAAGGCUGUCUGGAUUUUUUUUGGGGGGGUGCACUUCUGAUAUUUGUGCAUAUAUAUACAUUGAAAAUGCUUGCAUGUACUAUCACCU